Triticum turgidum subsp. durum (durum wheat) is the source of this 939-nucleotide messenger RNA. Lineage: Eukaryota; Viridiplantae; Streptophyta; Magnoliopsida; Poales; Poaceae. The record is from the annotation of a GenBank genome assembly.
AUGAUGUUCCGAGCAAUGCGCGCCGUCCUCAGCGCGGCGAGGAGCGGAGCGGGAGGAAGGGCGGGAAGCUCGUCUCGCUUCCUCUCUGGGUCGUCGUCCGACUCCCGGAGGCUGGCCGGGAAGGUGGCCGUCAUCACCGGCGCGGCGAGCGGCAUCGGCAGGGUGACCGCGGCGGAGUUCGUCCGGAGCGGCGCCAGGGUCGUCCUCGCCGACGUCCAGGACGACCUGGGCCGCGCCGCGGCGGCCGAGCUCGGCGGCCCGGACACGGCCUGCUACACCCGCUGCGACGUGACCGACGAGGCGCAGGUGGCGGCCGCCGUCGACCUCGCCGUCGCGCGGCACGGCCGGCUCGACGUCAUGUUCAACAACGCCGGGACCUUGGGCGGCCGCUACGUGGCCGCCCCGAUCGAGUCGAUGGACAUGGCCGACUUCGACCGCGUCUUGGCCGUCAACCUCCGCGGCGUGGCCGCCGGCAUCAAGCACGCGGCGCGCGCCAUGGCCCCGCACGGCCAGGGCUGCAUCCUCUGCACGUCCAGCACGUCCGGCGCGCUGGCCGGGUCGGCCCCCCACGCGUACAGCGUCUCCAAGACCGCCGUCGUCGGCAUGGUGCGGUCCGCGGCCGCGGAGCUGGCGGCGCGCGGGGUGAGGGUCAACGCCAUCUCGCCGUACGCCAUCGCCACGCCCAUGGGCGCGCGCGCCGUGAGGGAGAUGCUGGGGCUUCCGCCGGGGGGCGCCGGCGAAGACGAGGAGGAGGUGCUCAGGCGGGUCUUCGAGGAGGACUUCAACGAGAUGGGCGGCGGCGUGGUGCUGGGCGCGGAGGACAUCGCGAGGGCGGCGGUGUUCCUGGCGUCCGACGACGCCAGGUGCAUCACCGGGCAUAACCUCAUGGUGGACGGCGGGUUCUCCGUGGCGAAGCCGCUCAACGUGCCGGCGAGCUGA